Molecule: messenger RNA, 3280 nt
Organism: Ylistrum balloti
Lineage: Eukaryota; Metazoa; Mollusca; Bivalvia; Pectinida; Pectinidae
Product: glycylpeptide N-tetradecanoyltransferase 1-like
Exons: 13
Coding region: 1-1629 (542 amino acids)
Biological process (GO): N-terminal peptidyl-glycine N-myristoylation
Cellular component (GO): cytoplasm
Molecular function (GO): glycylpeptide N-tetradecanoyltransferase activity
Source: RefSeq, a predicted model, not a curated record
AUGGCGGAUGCGGACUCUCUGCAUGACAUGAGCUCGGACUUAGAUCAAGAUCCAAGUGCUGUAGACGCUGACGUUGACGACGAUGAAGUGUCUGAACAAGGACUGGAAGCUGCAUCUAGAAAGAAAAAUAAGAAAUUUCUUAAGAAAAGAAAACACAAAGAUAUCGAAAGGUCAAGUGGUGACUCCGACAGUCAAAUAGUUAAUGAUGAUGAAGACCAUGGUGUAAGGGUUCCCAUGCUCCACGAUCAGAAUGAACAAAACCAGUCUGGGAUGGAGGCUGAUUCAGAGAGUCAGGGUUCUGGAUCCAAGGGAUCUGAAAAUGGACAGAAAAAAGAAGUUGGAGCUUCAGGUCCACUCACAGAGGAUGCACCAGAAACAUCAUCUUUAUCAGGAUUACAGAGGAUUCAGAAAGCUGUUGAGCUCCUCUCAAUGGCACCAGCGGCACCCAAAAGUAUGGAGGAGGCAUCCAAAAAGCGUUAUCAGUUCUGGGAGACUCAGCCAGUACCAAAAAUUAAUGAGAAGAUCCAGACAACAGUAAAUGAAGCUAUAGAACCAGACAAACCUGUUGAAGAGAUCCGCAGUGAACCAUACUCUCUCCCCGGAGGCUUUCGAUGGGAUACCCUAGACUUGUGUGACCCCCUCAUUCUGAAGGAGCUGUACACUCUGCUGAAUGAAAACUAUGUUGAGGAUGAUGACAACAUGUUUCGGUUUGAUUAUUCUCCAGAAUUCUUACAAUGGGCACUUCAGCCUCCUGGAUGGUGUAAAGACUGGCAUUGUGGGGUGAGAGUGAUAAAGAAUGACAAGCUGUGUGGGUUCAUUAGUGCUGUCCCAGCACACAUCAAGAUGUAUGACAAAUCAAAACAAAUGGUAGAAAUCAAUUUCCUGUGUGUUCACAAGCGAUUACGAUCAAAGCGUGUGGCUCCAGUGUUGAUACGAGAGAUAACUAGACGUGUCAACCAGAAGGGACUUUUCCAGGCAGUUUAUACUGCAGGAGUGGUUCUACCAAAACCAGUGGCAUGUUGUAGAUAUUGGCACAGAUCUUUAAAUCCUAGGAAAUUAAUUGAAGUGAAGUUUUCACACCUAAGUAGAAAUAUGACUAUGCAGCGGACCCUCAAGUUAUACAAACUACCCGAUACACCAAAAACGCCUGGAUUUAGGGAGUUUACUCCAGCAGAUAUUCAGGAUGUUCACACUUUACUGGCUGCAUAUUUACAAGGUCUAGACUUAUCACCAAUAUUUUCUAUGGAGGAAUUCAAGCACUGGUUUAUACCCAGGCCAGGAAUCAUUGAUAGCUAUGUGGUGGAGAAAGAGGGAACUGUCACAGACUUUGUCAGCUUCUACACACUACCAUCAACUGUGAUGCACCAUCCCACACACAAGUAUCUGAAGGCGGCCUACUCCUUUUACAAUGUCAGCACAAAGACACCCUGGAACGAUCUGAUGCAGGAUGCUCUUAUUGUAGCCAAGAGAAUGGGAUUUGAUGUAUUUAAUGCCUUAGAUUUAAUGGACAACAAAGAAUUCCUGGAGAAGCUUAAGUUUGGCAUUGGUGAUGGAAACCUACAGUAUUACCUGUACAACUGGAGGUGUGCCCAAAUGAAUCCAGAGCAGGUGGGUUUAGUGCUACACUGAUGAAAUAGGGACAACUUCUGUUUGACAAAAACUUCCUGGAGUCUGUUGGACAUCUGUAUGAAGUGUGUUGGUACAGAAGGAUACACAGCACGCCACAUCAAACCAGUGUUUUAUCACAGUACACAGACUCUACAGUGUGCUGUGUUUGAGGUCAAAGAAACUCAUCUGUUGGUUGUGUAGAACAAAACCGAACAAUAUAACAGAACAAUUUGGUUACUGAUAAUGAAUAUUCCUUUAUAUCUUUAUAUAUUGGAAGGAUCUGAUUGUGCUUUGCCAAGUUGGAUGAAUGACAUUACUAAUGAUAUGGAUGAUUUUCAUUUUCUAAGAAACCCAUAUAAGACUGGCAUUUGUUAUUAAUUAUGAGUUUUAUUUUAUUUGAGGGUAUGUAAGAGGGGUCAGCAAGACUCUGGAGUAGUUCUGCAAAUGACCUUUGUCUUAGAAGUCCAUCUUUUAUUUUCCAUGUUUAUUCUGCAUUUCUACAAGACAAGUAACACUUUGAACACAUUGAGGUCACAUCAGCAUGCUGGUAUUACAUGAUCUAGACUAGUGUACAAUAACACUUCCAAGUACUAAGACACAAGGAUCAGCACCUGUUACAGGUAACCAUGUUAGUUCUUCCUAAAGAAAUUAUUUUCAUGAAUAUAAGGGAAAGUAUUACAGAAUUUUUAUAAAGCUUCUAUUCAAUGCCAUCAGAGGCAAAGCAAUGUCGUUUAUGUGUAGCAGUAGUAUAGCAUGGUAUUUUGAGGUUAUUUAGGGACAAAAAAUUAGGCUAUCUGAAGAAAUUUCUACAUAUUGCUAUGAUGGUUAAUUUUGAAGAUUAGGAUUUUCAAGUAAUCAAAACCCAUUAAGAAUUUCUUUAUCACUUUAUCUGUUUUGUUUUCAAAGUAUAUAUUAAUGACAAUUUUACGCUUUCUUCCAUCCUUGAAAAUAGCCAAAAACAUAGAACCAUUGAAAGAAUGAAAUUUUACCUAUUAUUGAUAGACUGGGGAACCAGUGCCAUGUUCUCUGUGAUACUGUUAUUGUGGGUGGGUUGGAAAAAACAGACACUGUGGUGUGGCAAGGAAUAUAGCUAAGUAGAUAUUUAUUGAAUAGAUGUACAUCAAUUUUUUCAUGAAUGUAUACUUUAAAGGAGAACACAAAUGCCAGAAGGAUUGUGAGCAUAUCACAUCUUUUUAGUCAGUCAUUUUGUGUCCUGUGACUUUAUCCUUUAUCUCAAAUAUCAUAUUUACUAUUAGCAUUUUUCCCAUGGUCCUAGUGACUUGGGUAUUACAAUAUUUGAUUUGCCUUGAUUAGUAGCACUGUUAGAAAACAAGGAUAAAUGUUGAGAGAAAGCACACAAUUAGUAUGGAUCUGCAGACAGAUCAUCUGUCUUAUGUUGCCCAUCAGUCUGGCAUCAUUAGAUCAAUUAUGUUGUCUGUGUGAUAAUCUGACGUCGGAUGAGAGGUUGGUGUUGUCUCAGAGAAUGUAGAGAUUUGUACUGUUGCAAUAAGUUUGGUGCAUGUUUUAUUGUAUAAGUGGGAAUGAUGUAAUAAUUAACAAGUGAACAUGGACAUUACUAGUCUAGGCAGUAAGAUCUCAGGAGUAGUGAUUUGAAGAAUAUAAAUGACAAAUUGGAGUGGUGUGACUGAAAAUUGAUGUCAAAGAUUUAUGU